AUGAAAAGAGCAAAGCGUACAUUACAGGACAACAUCGCCGUUUCGGACAAGGAGUGGCGGUACGAUAUCCCUGGCUUGUCGGAUGCAGAAGGAGGUGGUAAGGCUGGAGACAUCAAAUCAAUACAGCUCUCCUCAUCACGAGGCAUAUCCCUGGAUUGGACCUCUAUUCCUCGAAAUCGAGCCACUCGCGAAUACCGCCCAGAGGAUCUCGUGCAGGUCAGCGUCGCGGACUUUCGGCCAAUCUACGACACUCAGGAUACUUCGUUACCGAGGGGCAAUGCACAGAGCGUCGACUACAUUCGCCGGUUUCUCACCGCUGGUAUUGUCAUCAACGGUGUCCAGUACUCAUUCUACGGCCACAGCAACAGCCAGUUGAAAUCUCGGUCGUGUUACCUGCUGGCCGGGUCAAAGCAGGAGGUGAGCAGGAAGGUCGAGGCGCUGGGAGAUUUCAGCAAGAUCAAGACCGUGGCCAAAAAGGCCAAACGGAUCGGAUUGUUGUUCUCGACUGCCGACAUUGUCCAAGACGUCCCCACCUCCCGGUGUCGAGACAUUGAAGAUGUCGAGAGAAAUGGCUUCAUCUUCACGGAUGGAUGCGGCCUGGCAUCCAAGGAUUUUGUCCACUUGGUGGCGAGCAAGAAACCCAUCAUUUUUCGCGAGCAGCGGUACUACCCCUCCGUCCUCCAGAUCCGCUACUCGAGCUACAAGGGCGUGGUAUGUGUUGAGCCCCGGAUGGAGAAGGGUCUCUGGCUCAAGUUACGCGAGUCGAUGAAGAAGUUCAGCGGAACAAGUGACCUGAGCUUUGCUGUCGUGGCAUUCUCAAAGCCCUACACUUACGGAUACCUCAACGACGAAAUCGUUCUCCUGCUGCACUCUCUCGGCAUCGAAGCGGAUGUCUUCCUCAAAAAACAGAGAGAAUACUUUGGGUUUCUCGAUCGGUCACGGACAGACCCUGUCUUUGCGUUCCGCCUGCUAAGCUCCCUCGGUAUGACCGUCGAGGCCGAGAAACUCCUGGUCGAGGGGAUGGAGAAGGUCGAACAGAGUGUGCGCAAGACUGUCACUCAAGAAUACGGCAAGCUGCUCAACAAACGGGACGAACAGAAAACACGGAUUCUGAUCCCCCGGUCCCGAUUAUUGUUUGGGGUCUGUGAUCCUUACGGCUUGCUCAAACCGGGCGAAUGUUUUCUGCGUGUGACGUUGGAAGAAACCGGAACCCCGUUGACCAUCACUGGGGUUAACGUGCUGGUGUCGCGGAAUCCCUGUCUGCAUCCUGGAGACCUCCGCAAGCUCGAGGCCGUGAACCGUCCGGAACUCAGCCACCUCACAGACUGUGUGGUUUUCUCCACGGCUGGGAGACGACCGGCUGCUGACCUCAUGUCCGGCGGCGACUUGGACGGCGAUACAUUCUUUGUAUGCUGGGAUGCCGACCUGAUUCCUCAGGCAAUGUCAGAGCCAGCCGAGUAUCCAGGAGUAAAGGAGGCGACUCGAUUCACUUCCAUCAAGGUAGAUGAUUUGAUAGCAUAUUUUGCGGGCUACAACAACAUGUCCCUCGGACGGGUCAAGAAGGUUUACCUUGGAUGGGCGCGCGCUCGGGGCCCUCGCUGCAGCCAGUGCCAGGAGCUCAAUCGACUCUUCUCCCAGUGCGUCGACGGCAACCGUAUCACAAUCCCCGAGGCGUUGCUCGAUACUCCAGACGUUCCGCUCAAUGGUGAGCCGUUCAUCCUCGACGCCCUCCAUGCCGCAGCACGGGAACGUUGCAGCAGUGUCAAGAAUGCGACGAGGGCCUUUGAUGCCGCGGGACACCAGAGUCUGGCGCACGCCAUUCCCACCAUGGGCAUUGCGGAUCGAGAGACCCUGGGAUUCAUCCUCAGCAACCCGGCUCCCUUUUCGGAUUUCGAACUGGCACGGUUGACGCUGAGCUGGUGCCGGAGGAACAAGGUCCCCUUUGAAGAGUUCUGGGCGUUUUUCGACGCAUCGCAACUCACCGUCGACGAGCAGACGUGGAUCCUGGCCGAGCUGCCCCCGUCGCCCCGGUAUCCGUCACACUUCAAGAACGGACUGCUCCAGUCGCAUAUUCUCUCGCGCGAGGACCUGCAGGCCUUCCGGCUCGACCUGCAUUCCCUCCACUGGAAAUGCGUGUUCGACUCCCAGUCCGAACCGCUGCGGAGUUUCAUGGCGGUGGUCAACCGGACCUUUGCCGAUUUCGCGAAGAAGCUCCUCGUGCUCCGCGUGGGCGAACGACUGAGCGUGGCAAUCUAUUUUCCCCGUCCGAUCGACAGGGAAGAAGACGCCGUCGUCCACGACACGGUCAGAUUGUUUGCCUUCCCGCAUUCCCACCCGGACAGAGUCGGACACCGACGAGGUGUGCCCACCAAGAUAAACUACAGGUUUUACUAUGACGAAAACGGGAUGCAGCUCUACGAGAACCGCCGCGAAAGUACGUUUGUCCACUUCAAGAGAUCCGUCAAUAACGACAGUGCCUACCGCGGUGUACAGGGCAAAAAUAACCGGGCUCGAUCCCGCCAGGAGACAAUCGACCAAGGCGUCAACUGCGACUGGAGAGUGAGUAUAGAUCUGGGCAGAUUCAGUGCCCAACUCGCUACCCAUAUCGGCCGCACAAGGAAGGAAGCAGUCACUGAUGCUGAACUGUAUCUCAUCAGCAACAAGGACGUUCGUGCACUGCGGGCUCUCGACCUCUGGCUCGAGAGCGUCGACACUCUGGACGUCCUUCCCAACUUUCCAGAAGACGAACAGCCGCCAUACAACCUGCCGACACUUGAUGAUGUCGACUGGAGUCUCUGUAGCGACUUUGUUGUUCAAGUUGUGCGGCACAAGAGAUACCCCCUGGUGCUGGAAGCAACGGAUGCUCAACUCGCGGAUCUGCUAGAGUUGAGCUGGAGGCACGACCUUACUGAUGUCGUCUCGGAGACUUACAGCCGAAUUCUGAAGCUUGAGACUGUCGACCAACGUCCAGCACUGCGGUGUAGCCCCGAGAUCCUUCGAUGCCUCGUUGAAUUUCUCCACUUCAAGCCUGCAAUGGCGAUACACUUCGCGCGUUUAUGUCCCUGGACACGACUUCCCGACCCCUUCUCGGAUGCCCUUCUGCGGCAGGGUUCUACCAUUCUUGGUGCUCUUUUCCUCUGCGCAAACAGGGCCGGAGAGCUGGUGGUGAGGCACCUGCGGGCUGUGCUGCAAGACAUAUCUCUGACUCUGUCUAUGACGCGCGAACUGUUGGAAACUGCCGCUAUAGCGGUUGCGAGUCCGGAUUUGCUGCUGACGAUCCUGAUGGAAUGCCGAGAAGCAUUUGCGGAUGCCAUUCAGGAUCACGACGUUGAUGUCGUCGCAUAUUUCUUGCGGAAUAUGUUCGGGACCGUGCUCGACCAUUGCGCCGAAGCCAGCGAUAAUACUGAGAUCACACCAGGCUCCUGGAUGUUAAAAUCAGGUUUAGCAGUCCACGGACGAGUGUCCUCUGUGACCAGCCAGCGCCGUAUUGAUGCCCCCAGGCUGGCCAGGCUCGCAGUCGGCGACCACGUGCGAUUCGUGGCAAAGACGACCGCGACGAAUUCCUCUGCUGCCAAACCUGCAACAUUCGACGCUGUGGUGGAGACAGCAGCAAGUGACAACGCCAUUAAAUUUCGAUGCCUCUCGCAACCUGCGACCUUUCUCGAGAAGACGGCCUGGGACAUGAAGCAUUGCGGCUCCGUGGUGAGCAGUCAGUCGGCCGGGGAAGCUCUGGUGCAUCUUCUUGAUCACAAGGACCAGAGUUGCAGCUUUUACCAUACUCUGCUGAAGAAGAACAACGUACUCGCCGAGAGCAAGAGCGAGGGCGAACGAGCUUCAUCACAGGGUUGCGAUCCUGUUGAGGGUCUCAAUGAAAGCCAGAGCCGCGCCGUUGAUGUGUCCAUCAAGUCCCAGCUAACCUGUCUCUGGGGACCUCCCGGUACAGGUAAGACAUCGACCAUCAUUGCACUGUUGCGGAGGUUGUUGAAGGAGCAAGAGGCAGAGAGGGUAUUAGUCACAGCACCAACGCACAAUGCCGUCGACAAUGUGUUGCGCCAGUACGUGAAAAAGGCGCUGGAUAUCGAUCCCAGUCUGCCACGACCAGUCCGGGUUUCUACUGAGGUGAUGAAGGUCUCGGAUGAUUUGAAAACCUACACUGUCGACGCAAUGAUCGGGAAGGAUCUGAACAAGUAUCAGGCUGCGAAACGCAAGGCGAUACAGACGGUUUCCGCCGCUAGGUUGGUAUUCACAACUUGUGUGGGUGCAGCGCUAGGUCUGCUUCGGAAACAACUCUUUGACACGGUAAUCAUCGACGAAGCGUCUCAACAAACGGAGUCCGCAUCCCUUAUACCCCUGGUCAAGGGCUGUCAGCGGGCCAUCUUGGUAGGGGACCACGUUCAACUUCGGGCCACCGUCAGUCCCCAUGCGUCCACUCUAGAUUAUGAUGUCUCGCUCAUGGAACGCCUCUGGACAGAAGCAUCAGACAAUACCAUUGGUCGGGUCAUGUUGGAUACUCAAUAUCGUAUGUAUCCAAGCCUGUGUACCUUUCCGAGUCACGAAUUCUACGGGGGACGCUUGUUGUCAGCCGAGUCUUGCCGCACGAUUAGAAUCCCGGCCUCGACAUUUCCCUGGCCAAAACGAGUAGUGAAUGCGAAGCAGGCAGAACCUGACAAGACCAGAGCGGUGUGGAUUCAGUGUAGCGACGCAGAAGACCUCGGGCGGAAAUCAAAGGUCAACCACGCCCAAGCCAACAUCUGCAAAGAGAUUCUGAGGCUAUUGACCACUGCGCCGCCAGUAGCCGGUCAAAGCAGUCCAGAUCAGGGACCUAGCUCGCCACCACCGCCGCCGCCGCCUUCUAUUGCGAUCUUGACACCAUACGCGCGCCAGGCCGAAGUGCUGAAGCAGCUUUGCCCGGGACACACGGUGUCGAGCAUUGACGGGUUCCAGGGCCAGGAAGCGGACAUCAUCAUCUUCAUCACGGUGCGAUGCAACUUGCAGGGAGAAAUCGGGUUCUUGAAAGACAUGCGCAGGCUGAACGUCGCGGUCACCAGGGCCAAGGCCGGCCUGAUCAUUGUCGGGGACCAGUCGACAUUGACCAGGAGGAAGGAACACGAGGAUGCAUGUCAAGUGUGGGAUCGUCUUAUCAAGACGUGCUCGAAGGUGGAGCUUCCUGUUCACAAGAAGUAG
This is a messenger RNA of Fonsecaea pedrosoi CBS 271.37, 5184 nucleotides long. RefSeq lists its product as uncharacterized. The transcript is spliced from 5 exons. The record is from RefSeq and is a predicted model, not a curated record. Gene Ontology annotation, biological process: siRNA processing. Gene Ontology annotation, cellular component: nuclear RNA-directed RNA polymerase complex. Gene Ontology annotation, molecular function: helicase activity; RNA-directed RNA polymerase activity; ATP hydrolysis activity. NCBI's taxonomy places the organism in Eukaryota, Fungi, Ascomycota, Eurotiomycetes, Chaetothyriales, Herpotrichiellaceae. Bases 1 to 5184 code for a protein of 1727 amino acids.